ACGCUUUCCACGGAAUAUACUUGCUAUGUUGCGCUCUUCUCUCGCAUUCACACGCUCUUUGGCAUACAGAGUACAGACUGUACACACGCCACACGCACUGUGCAGCGGUAUCCCAAGCUUUGAAAGCGUCUCGGAAUCGUCAUGUCUACUCAAGAAAUGAACGAUGAAGUUAACGAUGAAAUUAACGAACAAAACAAGUUGAGUUCGUCAGCGUGCGACAGUCCGCAGCAGCAGGAUGAAGCCGCAAAAGACGAACAGAAUAAUGAUGCAGAACCAGCGACAAGUGACCCGAAACUAACAAGAAAACUAAACGAAGACGAAGAGAGCCCUCCGAGUAAGAUUAAACGGAAGUCUGACACUGAUGAAUCCUCACAGUUUUACAAUCUUCCUUCGGAUUUGUCAACGUCAAGCUCCAGCAGGGAGCCAGAAAAGAAGGAUGACUCUGAAAAGUCUACCGAUCAUGCCAACUUGGUUGCAAAUCAUUAUAACACACUGGAGGAGAAGGGACUCGCUGAGAGGAAUAAAAGUCGUAUAGUUUACAUGAGAAAUUUCAAUAAUUGGGUUAAGAGCAUGCUCAUAAACGAGUAUUUAGAGAAAGUCAGGCAAGGAAAGAGUCAUGGUGAGCCAUUAAGAGUAUUGGAUAUGUGCUGUGGCAAAGGUGGUGACCUGCUAAAAUGGAGAAAGGGUAACAUUAGCUACCUGAUAUGUGCGGACAUUGCAGAAGUAUCUGUGGAGCAAUGUCGAAAUCGUUACAAAGAUAUGGGUGGCAAGAGAUACCCUCCACUCUUUGGUGCAGAAUUCUUGGCAUACGACUGUACUAAGGUUCGUCUACGGGAAAAGUACAAAGAUGCUAGUAUGCAGUUGGACCUUGUUAGUUGUCAGUUUGCUUUUCACUAUAGUUUUGAGACUCUGCCUCAAGCAGAAUGCAUGUUUAAAAAUGCAAGUGAAAGUUUAAGGCCAGGAGGUUAUUUCAUCGGAACAAUACCCAAUGCAUAUGAACUGGUUUCUCGAUGGCAGAAAGCUGAUGGUAAUAAGUUUGGAAAUGAAAUUUACAGUGUUGAAUUUUCAUGUGAUAAAACCAACCCACCAUUAUUUGGGGCAAAGUAUGUUUUUCAUUUAGAAGGUGUAGUUAACUGUCCAGAGUUUCUUGUUCAUUUACCAACUUUUAUAAAGUUAGCUUGGAAGUUUGGCCUAGAAUUGAUAAUGUUUGAACGAUUUGACGAAUUCUAUGAGAGAAGGAAAGAAGAUGGAAAAACUCUUCUUGGUAAAAUGCUGGCAUUAGAGACAUACCCACCCUACCAUGAAGCUCCACUUCUUGCGGAAAAUUCACAAGAAUAUCAGCAUGCAGUGGAAUACAUGCAAACUUCUACAGGACAUAGGAAGAUAGGAACUCUAUCCCAGUCAGAAUGGGAGGCAAUAACGUUGUAUUCCGUGUUUGCUUUUCGAAAAGCAAGAUCUACCUGGAAUGCUGAAGGAAAACCUGAAUUUGUUAAAUCUUGAUCUGUUAAAUGCCUUAACAUAUUUAACAAUUUACUGCUUUAGGCAUUGAUGAAUUUCCAACGAACUCGACUACGAUUUUACUAAUAAUUUUUAAAUUGUACAAAAAAUUAUGUUGUAUCAUAGAAUUGUAUAUUUACAAAUGAAUGACUGUUUGAUUGCUGACAGUCUUUUUUGCUAGUGUUCCGUGUUCACAAUCAAGCUCGAAUCAUGAAUCUGUGUGAUUUUUAGAAGUCUUAUGUUAUUUUUUUAAAUCACUAUUUUUAAUAAUAGUACCAAAUACACAAAUAUUUAUCAAUA
Molecule: messenger RNA, 1797 nt
Organism: Nasonia vitripennis (jewel wasp)
Lineage: Eukaryota; Metazoa; Arthropoda; Insecta; Hymenoptera; Pteromalidae
Gene: Rnmt
Product: mRNA cap guanine-N7 methyltransferase
Exons: 7
Coding region: 142-1500 (452 amino acids)
Biological process (GO): 7-methylguanosine mRNA capping
Cellular component (GO): nucleus
Molecular function (GO): mRNA 5'-cap (guanine-N7-)-methyltransferase activity
Source: RefSeq, a predicted model, not a curated record